Molecule: messenger RNA, 5867 nt
Organism: Diorhabda sublineata
Lineage: Eukaryota; Metazoa; Arthropoda; Insecta; Coleoptera; Chrysomelidae
Product: two pore calcium channel protein 1-like
Exons: 13
Coding region: 115-2370 (751 amino acids)
Biological process (GO): monoatomic ion transport; transmembrane transport
Cellular component (GO): lysosomal membrane; endosome membrane
Molecular function (GO): monoatomic ion channel activity; voltage-gated channel activity
Source: RefSeq, a predicted model, not a curated record
AUAGAGUAAGGAAUUUAUAUAUACUUAAAUCAUUGUUCUUAAAAUAUAAUCCCUCAUUUUGAUAAAUCGUACGAUUUUAAACUUCUAUAAGGUUCGGUGGUUGGGUAAUAAAACAUGUUUUUACAUCCACUUGAUGAAAUGGGAAGUAGAUCAAGUCUCAGCAGAGAUGACAUAGGUGAUAUGGAUCAAUGGGAAAUGAAUUUUCACGAAGCUGCUAUAUUCUUAGAGGAAGGUGCAAAUAAUGAAAAAUUUGACUCACAUCCGCGACACCCCGCUGCGCUUCCCGCCUAUCUUUUAGUGCACAAUUCCUGGUAUUAUGGAUUCGAUCUAUUAUUUUCCUUGAUCCUCCUACUUUUAGCAUUAGUCGAAAAACCAUCAUUGGAUAACUUUGAAUUCCCUGUUGGAAUACACAGUAUAUUAGAAUUAGUAGCCUUGGGUGGUAUAGGUGUGGAGUUGAUGCUAAAAUUAAGAUGGAUAGGCUGGAGAACAAUUUUGAAGCAUAAAAGGACAAUGGUUAAGUGUGUCACGCUUUCUAUAAUGGUUCUGGAAGCGAUAACUGUUCUAGUACGUCAGUCUUCACACUUUCGGGUAACUAGAGCGCUUAGACCCAUAUUUUUAGUGGAUACUAGAGCUUGCGGUGGAGUACGUCGAUACAUUAGACAAAUAUUACAAUCUCUCCCGCCGAUUAUCGAUAUGUUGGGACUGUUGAUGUUUUUUGUGUGCUCGUACGCUUUGUUAGGAUAUUUCCUGUUUAGUGGACAUGACUCAAAUCUUUAUUUCAAGACGUUGGAGGAUAGUUUUGUUAGUAUGUUUGUCCUAUUGACGACAGCUAAUUUUCCUGAUGUUAUGAUGCCUUCUUAUGCAAUUUCAAAAUGGACUGCUGCGUUUUUCAUCUCCUACAUUUCUACUGUACUGUAUGUACUAAUGAAUUUGAUGCUUGCUGUUGUUUAUGAAACCUUCACUGGAAUUGAAAAGGAUAAAUUUCGAAAAUUACUUUUACAUAAAAGACAAGCGUGCAAACUUGCCUUUAGACUUCUUGUUAGUAAACAAACUCCGAAUCAUAUCAGGUUUAAACAAUUUCACGGAUUGAUGCGAUACUACUCGCCAAAAACACGUUUUAGGGAUGUAGUUUUGAUGUUUCGCCAAUUGAACAAAUCGAAUACUGGUCAAUUGACACAGGAAGAAUUUUUGGAUGUUUACGAUUCUUUAACAUUGAAAUGGAGAAAUAAAACGCCGUUAGAUCCUUGGUUUUCGGCAGCUUGGCCACCUCUGAGAACAUUCUGUCGAGCUGCAAAGAGUUUGGUUACUUGGAGAUUUUUUGAACACAUAAUUUAUAUUUUGAUAAUAGCGAACGGUAUUGCCAUGUUUAUCAGAAUUAUGGAAAGUUCGGAUUCUUUAGAAGAAGGCGCGAAACUAUUUUGCGGUUCUUGGGACACUUAUCUUUUUUUGAUAUUGUUUUUAGUGGAAAGUAUACUUAAGAUAAUUGGUUUGGGUUGGUCGGAAUACAUAUCAUCCGGAUGGAAUAUUUUCGAUUUAUCAGUGACGCUCUUAGCAUUUUUCGGUGCUGUUUUACUAUCUAUGAUCCCUAGUUUAACCGUAGUUGUUAUAUUGAGACCAUUAAGAUUGUUAAGAUUAUUUAAACUCAAAAAACGUUACCGUGACAUUUUCGGUACUUUGGUACUACUUAGUCCACUUAUGUGGUCGACUGGUAUAGUUAUGAUGGUUAUGUAUUAUUUUUUCGCUAUAAUCGGUAUGGAAUUGUUUUCUCCUUACCAUUUAAAAAAUUGUUGCGUGAAUACCACCGUUGAAGAUUUCUACAAAUCUAAUGGUACAUCCAGUGGUAUCGGUUACUAUUAUUUAAAUAACUUUUCAAAUUUGUUGAUAUCUGGAGUUACUUUGUUCGAAUUGACUGUGGUUAACAAUUGGUUUAUUGUUAUGGACGCUUACGCUUCCGUAUCCAGCAAAUUUUCUAGGUUGUAUUUUAUGUUGUUCUAUUUAUUCACCAUGGUUGUUUUGACUAUAGUUGUGGCGUCCGUAUUGGAAGCGUUCAGAUUCAGGAUACAGUACAAACAACAAACUUCCAAGAAAGAUGAGGAAUUGAUGCUACACGAAGAAGUAAUUGUCGAUUGGAAUUCAUUGCAAACUCAAGUGCAAGAAGUAAGACUUUUGGAAUCACUCCAAACAGACUUUGUUGUAGGUGGAGUGGUAGCUUAUAUAGGAAGACGAAGAAGAACCAGGGAGGUCCUUCAACGUCACAUGUACGCGACGGAAAUAAAACAGUGGUUAGAAGAAGCAGAAAAUGAAGAAAGAAAUGAUAUAAACAUGAUCAUAGAAGAGGCACAGAUUAAUGCUAGAUUAAUAUCAGCUUAAAUUCAAUUUCACAAAUUUUAAAAGGUACGUUUUAAUAUUUUAACAAAUAGGUUCAAAUCUAAAUGUUUCUAGUCCUUUUUUUGUUACCGUAUCUUUUAAAAUUGUAUUUAGAUCCUUUUUUAUUUCACUUGUGAAACAAAUUUUUCUAAAUAAUGAGAAUUUACUUAAAAAUAUUAAGGAUACGUUUACAGGUGUAUGAAUCCUGUUACAUCAUUCAUUUUGAUUUAUUUUUUCUUUGCAAACUGUGAAAAGUAUUAAAAAGUGAUGAAAGUAUGUGAUAUAAUGAAUAAAUCAAAUUUGAAAGGUGAAAAAGGAAAAAAAAUGAAGAAUAAAAGGAAGAGAUAAAAAGGAUAAUUUAGUGAAUGAUAAAGAAGGCAAUGACUGAGAAGUGAUUAUGUGAAGAAUAAGAAUUAAAAAAUAAGUAGAAAGAUAAGAAAAAGUAACUGAUAGAGAUGAAAUUGGAGAAAAUAUGGCAAAAAAGAAAACAACUAAGAAAGUGAAGAAUAAAAUGAAUGAAAGAAGAAUGAUAGUAAACUAGAGAAUGAUUUAUAGAAAAAGGAUAUUUUAGUGAAUGAGAAAAAGGAACCGACUGAAAUAAAGGUGUGGAAAGUAUAAUAAAAAGGGAAGAAGUGAAAAUGUAAAGAAAAAUGAUUGAAAGAUUGAAAAGGAAAGAAAAGGUGACUGAUAAAGAUGAAGUUGAAGAAAAUGUCACAAAAGAAGCAGGAGAGUGGAAUAAAAGAAAAGAAAGAAGAAGGAUAGUAAGUUAAAGAAGCAUUUAUAGAAAAAGGAUAUUUCAGUGAAUGAGAAAAAGGAACCGAGGGGAAGAAAUGAAAAUGUAAAGAAAAGUGAUUGAAAAAGAGUAAAACGAAAGAAAAAAAAAAUAGGAAAGUGAAGAAUAACAGGAAUGCAAGGAAAAGGAUAGUUAAGUAGAGUCGUAAAUGAGAAGGAUUUAUAGAAUAAGAAUUGUUAACGAGAAAAAAGGAAUUGAAGUAAAGCUCAAGAAAAUAUAAUAAAAAGACAAGAAGUGAAAAUAUGGAAAAAAGUAAUUGAAAGACAGUAAAAAGAAAAAGUUAUUCUUGUAUUUGUAGUGAAAUCAUUAGGAUGUUUAACAUUAUAUGGUCAAAUACGUUUGCAUUGUAGGUAUUAGAACCCCAAAAAAUCUCAAUGUAUCUGUAUUUCACAUGGUAGACCAUUUAAACAGAUUUUUUAUUCCUGUUAUGUACAGUAUUUUGAACUAUAGUAUUUUUUUUAUAUUAGGAGGAGCAUUUUAAGAAACUCAAAUCCCACCAAAAGUUACAAAAUGAUGAAAUAAUUAUAAAUUAGUCUUUUUGUAGGGUAAACUUUAGUACUUGAAGUAGUAUCUGACACCCCCUUUAACAUUAACCCUGACAAGAAUAUUUCUAUAAAUAAAUAAUGUGAAUACAAGUAAUAGAAGGCCAUUCUUCUAAACCAACUUUGGAAUUCCUGCUGGGUUGAAAAAACUUCAGUUACUUAAUAAACUAUUUUGGUUUCUAUUGCUGUCACAUUCUGGUUUAAUACCGAAGUAUAUCCAAUUCGUUUUUUUCGCUUUGGCUACCUCAUAUUUUACUUUUGUUUUCUGUUAUUUGUUUUUUUCAUAGUUUUCUAUUGUUCUGAUUGCCAAAGUCUUUAUCAAAUAAAGACCCAAAGAAAAGUCGAAUCGUUAAAAUUUAUCAUUUAGAUGCAUAUAUAUAUAUAUAUAUAUAUAUAUGUCUAACAUAACAAUUUUCCCUAAUUCAAUUUUCACAAUACAUCUUUCUCGUCAAGUUUAUAUAUAGAGGGGCAGCUAUUUUCUUAAUACAUUUUUUUCGUUACUAUUACUAUUUUCAUAAAACUUUAACCUAACCUAACGCAUCUUUCAGUUUGUGUUCAAACUCAUCUGGUUUCACUGAAUCACUACCCAUUUUCUAAUCACUUAUGAUCACGACUCGCAGAAAAAGUGGUUUGAGGCAGAACUAAAAGCGAUUUACGAUGAAAAUAAAACGCGACAGACUUUCUCUUAUAUUAGCUGUUAAACAAAUGACUGCUAGUAAGAGUUUCUGUCAACUCCCUACGUAGUCGGUAGACUCCCGGCUUUCGAUAGAUCGUCCUUCAAAUUGCCGGUUGUUUGUCAACUCCCUAGGCAGUCUGUAGAAUGCUGGAUUCUACCAAUUCCAAUAAAGAAAGUGUACAGUUCUGGGAUGAGUGAUUACCAUGAUCAAAUCGUUACUUUUGAUUUAAAUUUUGUUUUAACUACUGAAUAUUGUUUCCGAAAAAAAUUUGUUUCACUAGGAAAUUGAUCAUUUUAAAUUGUUCGUUAUAGUUUACAAACUAUAGUAUGUAAGAAUGAAUUUUAUUGAUAACUAUAAAGAUAUUUUAUUGAAUGUAGAUACCUAAUAUCCCAUAGCUAUUUAUUUUUUUAGUAUUUACUAAAUGUGAUAUAAACUAAUAAUAAACUAGUUUUAAUGGUAGCUGUAAGUAGAGGUUGUGUAUACAACAACAAAUAAUAUAUUUUAAGUGUUAAUCUUUUAACAUUUCAGUAUUAAUCUUGAUUUAUAACCAGUUUUACUUUUUUUAUAUCCAGUAAUUGAAUCUAUAUAAUUUGAAAAUAACCUGAACUAUUCGGCUAAAGAUCUUCCUCUUUGAUAAAAUGCAUUUUAGUAACAGUACUGAAAUUUCAGGAAUAUUAUUUUUCUUUGUACAAAAAAAUUAAUUCACAAGUUUUUAUUUCUAAUGAAAAUUAUAAACUCCAACUUAAGCUUGGUUUAUGCAACCAAAAUUAAAACUAAAUUAAAAUAACAUUAAACUAAACUUUCUUGUUGGUAAUUUUUUGAUUUAUGUAAUUAAAGAUAAUUAUAAAUUACUGGUAAACCAAUAGAAAUACCCUGUAUGGGUCCUUUUUGUCAUACAAAUGUGGAAAGCUUCCGACACUAUCUUUCAGUGUUCCAUCAUCUGAAGGACAUUGCUUUUUCCUAUUUUUUUAUAUCAGUUUUAAAAAUGAAACAAGGCGGAAAUCGAUGAAAUACGAAUAUUUUCACAACCAAAGAAUAAGGAUGUUGUAAACCAAACAAUACCACCAAUGCCGACUGACCUAAUGUAUUCUGUGUACAUAACCUCACAAAAUUAAGGAAUUAAACCAAGAAGUUUAAAGUUGGGGAACUCUAAGUUCAAUUUUAAUUUAAAUCUGCAUGAACUACAAGUACCAUUUCAGUGUCUUUCAACUAGUAAUUCAAUUUAUUAGCUCAAUUUUAAUUCUGUCCGUAUAAACAAUUUUUAAAUUUUUCCCAGUGUAUUGGAAUCUAAUGAUUCUGUUUCUUUCCGGUAAAAAUUUUCUGGGAUCUAUUUCUGUUGACCUCAUAAUAUGUGACAUGAAUUCAAAUUUUUAUCCAUGUACUUUUCAAAUUCUAUAGACUGUUAUAUGCAAUGUAUAUUUAUUUUAAAGUAUGAUCAAAUUUUAUAGAUAUUUUUUUAUUUAUUUAAAGAAUUAAUAAAAGCUUUUA